AUGCUGAAGAACAUAAAAUUGCCUACUACGAAGCGAAAUAUCAUGCAUUUUUUAGCUAGUAUCUAUGAUCCACUAGGGAUAAUUAACCCUAUUGUUGUGACAAUUAAAGUAUUGUUCCAAGAUUUGUGUGUUGCAAAAUUUGACUGGGAUCAACCUUUAGAAGGUGAAUUUUUACAAAGAUGGAAUGAAAUUUGUACUAGCUUUGACACUGAAACUUUAAAUAUUGACAGACUUUAUGCUUAUAAAGAUGAAAAUGAUCAAUUUGAAAACAUUGAAUUACAUGGAUUUUCUGAUGGCUCUAAAAUUGCUUAUGGAUGUUGUGUAUACAUUCGAUUUACUUACAAGUCUGGUAAAGUUAAAACUGCACUUUUGAGUUCAAAAUCAAGAAUUAAACCAUUAACAAAUACCACUAUACCACGAAUUGAACUUUUAGGCACUUUGGUGCUAGCUAGAUUAAUGGACGUUUUAAAAAAGGAAUUAUUGAAUGUGUAUAAUAUUGACAAUAUUUUCUAUUGGACUGAUUCAACUAUUGCAUAUUCAUGGAUUAAAAACGAUAACAAAGAUUAUAAAACCUUUGUUCAAAACCGCUUAGAGGAAAUUAGAAAACUGACUGCAUCUGGCAAAUGGUGUUUAGUACCAUUGAAAGACAACCCUGCAGAUAUAGUAUCUAGGGGUUGCUCCCCCUCUGAAUUGAAUUCUUUGUGGUUCAGUGGACCCACGUUUCUAACUUUACAUGAAACCCACUGGCCACACCUUAAACCUGGUGAUAAGUUUAUUAGUGAUGACAUGACAAAAGAAGAAGUUAGAAAAGAAGAAAAAGUUCAAACAUUAAAUAAUGAACUAAAAAAUAUUACUGUGUCUGAAAAUCUAUCUAUUAUUUCUACUGAUACUGUGUCUGAGAAUGUUUGUGAUAAUGUUAUGUCUUCUACUACUCCUGUGUCUGAUGAAGUGUAUGAUACUGUAUGUGAUGUUUCUACUGCCAAUGAAAAUGUCUCGGAUAGUGUAAACACGAAUUUCCCAAUUAUACCGGGUAUUCGUAACAUAAUUGAUAUAAAAAAAUACAGUAGUUUUGAUAAAUUAGUACACGUCACAGCUUAUGUGAUGAGAUUUAUAAGUAAUGUAAAAAAGAAGAAAGAAGAUAGAAAAAAUUUUAAUUAUAAGAGGCUAUCAGCCGAAGAAAUUGGUCAUGCAAGAUUGGUAAUCAUCAAAGAUGCUCAAGAAGAUGUGAAAAGACACAAGAAAUUUAAACAUUGGGAAAAGAACCUGGAUUUAUUUGAAGACACAGAUUUUUUGCUGAGGUGCAGGGGUCGGUUAGGAAAUGCUCCUGUACCAUAUAACUCCAGGUAUCCUAUUCUGUUAGUACCAGACUCUUAUCUAACAAAAUUAAUCAUUCGACAUGUGCAUGAAUCUGUGAAGCAUUAUGGCACAAAAAUAACACUCACAGAACUUAGAAGAGAAUUUUGGAUUCCAUCUGGUAGAAAUGUUGUUAGAAAUUUUAUUCGUACAUGUCAAAAGUGCCGAAGGUACGAGAACAAACCAUAUCCUUACCCAGAUCCUCCAUCAUUACCGAAGAGUAGAUUACAAGAUAACAUGUCAUUUGAAGUAGUUGGCAUCGACUAUGCUGGUCCUUUAUUUGUAAAAAAUGUUUUUAACGAAGAACCAGAUAUGUAUAAAGCUUGGAUAGUUCUUAUAACGUGUGCGAGUACUAGAGCUAUUCAUUUAGACUUAGCUUCGAAUUCUUCUGGACCUGAAUGUAUAGAAGUUCUGAAACGAUUUAUUGCUCGAAAAGGAGCACCGAACUUCAUUUUAUCUGACAAUGGUAAAUGUUUUAUUAGCGAAGACGUACAAAACUUUGCUGCUAGUAAAAAUAUUAAUUGGAAAUUUAAUAUUGAGUCUGCCCCUUGGCAAGGCGGAUUCUUCGAACGUUUGGUCAAAUCAGUCAAAAGACCACUGAAACCAUUAACGUACAUAUAUGAAGAACUUAAUGAAGAACCAUUAACACCUAAUCAUCUUAUGUAUGGAAGAAAAUUAAACACGAAAGCAGAUGAGAACAACUUAAUACCUGAAGAUCUCUCGGCUGAUAUGAGUGUCAAACGGAAAGAAAACGUAAACCGAUUACUGACACACUUUUGGAAUAGAUGGCGUGACGAAUACGUCACAGAAUUACGAGAAUUCCACAAAUUGAAGAAUAGUCGUUUCAAUAAAUGUUUAAUUCCAAACGUUGACGACGUAGUUGUUGUUGCUGAUGAUAGAAUGCCACGAUCACAAUGGCGAAUUGGUCGAAUAAAAGAAACGUUGAAGGGAAAAGAUGGAAAAAAACGUGCAGCGAUAGUACAAUGCAAAACUGAUCAAGACAGACGAUCAAAUUUACGGCGACCGAUCAAUAAAUUGAUACCGUUUGAACAGUGUAUUAUUCCAAACGAUGAAUCAACAGAACCAGCAAUACAAUUUAUUGAUGAACAAUCAGUUACACAAAACGAUCAGUUAGCUGAAUCAAAGAUAACAUUUGUUGAUGAAAAGGAUCUUGAGAUUGAAAACAUUUGA
Hydractinia symbiolongicarpus is the source of this 2544-nucleotide messenger RNA. RefSeq lists its product as uncharacterized. The coding region runs from base 1 to 2544 and encodes 847 amino acids. Gene Ontology annotation, molecular function: nucleic acid binding. The record is from RefSeq and is a predicted model, not a curated record. Gene Ontology annotation, biological process: DNA integration. The transcript has 2 exons. Lineage: Eukaryota; Metazoa; Cnidaria; Hydrozoa; Anthoathecata; Hydractiniidae.